Exserohilum turcica Et28A is the source of this 1050-nucleotide messenger RNA. RefSeq lists its product as uncharacterized. The transcript is spliced from 7 exons. Bases 70 to 954 code for a protein of 294 amino acids. The record is from RefSeq and is a predicted model, not a curated record. NCBI's taxonomy places the organism in Eukaryota, Fungi, Ascomycota, Dothideomycetes, Pleosporales, Pleosporaceae. Gene Ontology annotation, biological process: vesicle fusion with Golgi apparatus; endoplasmic reticulum to Golgi vesicle-mediated transport. Gene Ontology annotation, cellular component: membrane; trans-Golgi network.
CGCCCAAUUGACCACCUCUCAACACAUUUCCCCACUCCAAGAACCCUCGCGCGCGCGAAGACUCCUACCAUGUCGCAAUACGGCUAUGGAAAGAACCCUCAGUAUGGCGCAGGUAAUGCGCAAAACCUCCAGUUCUACUCCUCGUCCUUUUCGAAUCAACCAGUAUCUGGACAUUCGACACCGUUCCAAGCAAACUAUGGCGCAUCGACAAGUCAGGCAUAUCCGCCUCAAUAUGGCGCGGGAUUUUCAGCUCCCCAAGUGAGCGGGCAGAUGGGCGUGGGCAGCUCAGGCCUACGCACAGGAUGGCUGGCGGCGUUUGGCACAGAGGGAUACGAAGGAGAACCACCGCUACUGGAAGAGCUAGGAGUCAACUUCAAACACAUACAGAUGAAGACUUUGGCCGUCUUGAACCCUUUUGGCCGCAUCGACCAGCACAUUAUGGAUGACAGCGACGUGGCAGGCCCUAUCCUGUUCUUCUUGAUAUUCGGCACAUCGUUAUUAUUAUCUGGAAAGCUCCACUUCGGUUACAUCUACGGAUUGGCGUUUGUUGGCACUAUCCUGCUUCACCAAAUCCUUUCACUCAUGUCGCCGUCUGUCAAUGCAGUUGAGGCGACGCCUGGAGACCACAGCCACUCGCAUGGCUCACACCUAGGCUCCUCGCUGACAUUCCCGCGAUCCGCAUCUGUCCUGGGUUAUUGCCUGCUCCCCCUUGUCUUGGUAGCCAUAUUCGGCAUUUUCGUACCGCUUGACGGACUAUUCGGCUACCUCCUUACGAGUCUGGCGAUCACAUGGUGUGCCUACAGUUCGAGUUCCAUGUUCACUGUUGUUGGUCGCAUGACAUCAAUGCGAGGUUUGGUGGCAUACCCCAUGAUUCUUUUCUAUGGCAGCUUUGGCAUCAUGGCCAUCUUCAGCUCUCGAGGCACUGGGCAGCUAGCAAAGGUAGCGGGGUCAUAGAGGAACGCGGACCAUGAGAGCUCAGAUGUUGUGACCCGAAAUGUGUAAAACAGACCUUGCGUGCAUACGUCAUCCAUGAAGACCAAUCAAUUUAAC